UGCCCAGACUGAGCGUGCAGGGAGCCCCAAGCCGUGGCGCUGCUGGGCUCCUGCAGGUCCCAGGCAAAUGGCCCCUGUCCUCCUCUCCUUGGCAUUCCCAAAUGCAUGGGCACUCAGCCCAUGGCCAGUCACGUGGGGUGAGAGGGGAGUAGAGGAGCAGGGAGCUGUGUGUCCAAACCAGCUGCAGGUCUUGGACCCUACGACAAGGGCUCUCCCCACCUGCCAACCCUAGUGCCAGGGAGGCUGUGGAUAUGGCUGUAACCCAGGGUUCACCUGCCUGUGUCUUGGAUGAGCAGAGGAGGGGGUGGAUACGUGUGAAGGGGAUGCUUUGAACCCCAGUGAUAAUUGCCCCUGUUGGGUGCCAGGAUGGACAGGCUGCGGCAGGUGCUCAGGAGGAGGUCGGCCAAGGUGCUCUCCAUGGGAGAGGAGAGCAGCAGGGAGCCUGGGCAGGAGGAGCGGGGCCCCACCUGCCGUGAUGAGGAGGGGCCCAUCAGGGCAAGGAGCUGGCUGUGCCCCAUCUGCUGCCGAAGUAAACUGGCAGCUCCCAGCGGCAGGGGAAAGGAGGGAAAGAAAUCAGCCACCUCCAAGUCCAGAUGGAGGUGGCCAUGGGUGCGCCUGGGCAGGCGGGAGCCAGCGGCAUCACAGCUCCCGGCACCUGAAGAGCCGUGCAGCUCCCCUCCUGGGUCAUGGGGCAGCCUGGAGCCCGGCCCUGCAGCCCCGCAGCAGGAGGCAGCCCCGUGCCAAGCCGGGGACGAGGGCCCAGCUGCCCUGGGGCAGGAGCUGAGCCAGGCCCACAGCAGCCCCUGCCUGAGCCGCAGCUCCUCCUGGGAUGACUGGCACACGUCCCAGGAGUCCGGGAGCACCAGCCCCAGCACCAGCUCCUCCUCCUCCUCCUCCUCGGACUCUGAAAAGUCCCAAGAGGCCCAAAGCACCAGCACGAGCACGAGCAGCAGCUCCUCCUCGGAGGACAGCGAUAGCUCGGAGGAGUCCAACACCACCAGUUCGACCAGCAGCUCCUCCUUGGAGGACUCCAGUAGCUCCCUGGAGUCUGGGACCAGCCCGGCCCCCGGUGCCACCUGCACAGUGAUUCCCAGCCCAGCCGGCGAAGAGCUGGAGGAAGAGGAGGAUGAAGAGGAGGAGGAGGAGGAAGAUGGAAGGUCCCCGGAAGAAGCUGCCCUCCUCCUUGUGAAGAAACACCUGCAGGACCCCGGGGAGAUGCUGGACGGGAAGGACAGGCAGCGCUUCCUGCUGGCCAUCAUCAGCCUGACCAUCGCCGCGGACCAGAGCAGAGAGGUGGCUGUGGAGCUGGAGGACCUGAAAGCGGCCGUGCUGGAGAGGAUCAUGGUGAGUAGCACGGGAUGGUGUGGGGAGAGGGAAGGAGAGGAAAUGUUGUCUCGUGACACCAGGAAGGAGGGGAGAGGUGGAGCGGGAUAA
This is a messenger RNA of Alligator mississippiensis (American alligator), 1434 nucleotides long. RefSeq names its product osteocalcin 2-like. The transcript is spliced from 3 exons. Lineage: Eukaryota; Metazoa; Chordata; Crocodylia; Alligatoridae. The coding region runs from base 367 to 1434 and encodes 355 amino acids. The record is from RefSeq and is a predicted model, not a curated record.